Trichoderma virens Gv29-8 is the source of this 315-nucleotide messenger RNA. RefSeq lists its product as uncharacterized. The coding region runs from base 1 to 315 and encodes 104 amino acids. The record is from RefSeq and is a predicted model, not a curated record. The transcript has a single exon. Lineage: Eukaryota; Fungi; Ascomycota; Sordariomycetes; Hypocreales; Hypocreaceae.
AUGUCUCCCAAGCAGUCAGACUCUUACUACCUGCUCCCCAACCUACAAGCCAUGGACCCUUCAGCCGACGAGCUUGACCUCAACGCCCAGGCGUGGAUCCAGCCCAUCAUCAUCGAGGAUGAAGACCUCAUGUUUGGCGGAAAGCCGCUGAGCGCCUGGUACGAGGAGGACCGCUCGCGCCUGAGCAGCACCAGCAGCAACAGCAGCGACGAUGGCAACCAGAGCCCCGAGGAGGAGGAGGAGCGUCGAGGACGAGAGCGCACGAGGAGGCACCACCACGACAGCAAGGCGCUGAAGAAGCCGCACCGAAAGUGA